CCCGCCUACUCCUAUAAAAAACAGCUGCGCCUGUCCUGUAGUUCUUCUCUUUCAUUAAGCGCAGAGCGGAUUGUCUGGUUGCUUCAGCGGAGCUUCACUGUCGAGAACCAUGGCCGAACUGCAGGAGCGUACCUUCAUUGCCAUCAAGCCCGACGGUGUGCAGCGCGGCAUCAUUGGCGAGAUCAUCAAGAGGUUCGAGACGAAGGGCUUCAAACUUGUUGGCAUGAAGAUGCUUCAGGCCUCUGAGGACCUUCUAAUGCAGCACUACAUUGACCUUAAGGACAGACCCUUCUUUCCUUCCCUCGUCAACUACAUGAGCUCUGGUCCAGUGGUUGCCAUGGUGUGGGAAGGAAAGGGAGUGGUGAAGACUGGCAGAGUCAUGCUGGGUGAGACUAACCCUGCUGACUCCAAACCUGGAACCAUCAGAGGAGACUUCUGCAUCGACGUCAGCAAGAACAUUAUCCAUGGCAGUGAUUCAGUGGACAGUGCCAAAACUGAGAUUUCCCUGUGGUUCAAAUCAGAAGAGCUGGUCAACUACACAAGCUGUGCCUUCAGUUGGCUCUACUGAGCUGUUCAGGAUCCCUCUGCUCAGACCCCUGACACUUUGCCUCAGUCUUCGUCUGUAGCUUAGAUGAGGAACACGAACACGACCCACAUUCCCCCACCCAUCUACUCAUCAUGCUGUCCUUGGAUGUGGUCAUGAGGUGGACCUUGUGUCAUUCCUGAUUUCAUUCCUGGGAGAAAAGAAACUAACAUUCCAUCAAGUCCUGAAUAUCUGUAACUAUGACAAUUUUGUUAAAGGUUGAUCCGCUUUGCAAUAAAUGCACAUGAUCCUAA
Xiphophorus maculatus (southern platyfish) is the source of this 837-nucleotide messenger RNA. RefSeq names its product nucleoside diphosphate kinase B-like. Lineage: Eukaryota; Metazoa; Chordata; Actinopteri; Cyprinodontiformes; Poeciliidae. Gene Ontology annotation, molecular function: nucleoside diphosphate kinase activity. The record is from RefSeq and is a predicted model, not a curated record. The coding region runs from base 110 to 568 and encodes 152 amino acids. The transcript has 5 exons. Gene Ontology annotation, biological process: UTP biosynthetic process; GTP biosynthetic process; CTP biosynthetic process.